CCGUUUAAACCCUACGCACGCAGAGCCAAAAUAAGCAAAAACCCUAAGAAGAAAAACGAUGAAACGAGUUCUGCUUAGAAAUCUCUGUCCCUACGCUCGUACUCGUCUUCUCUCUCCUCCCUGCUACAAUCCGGGCCCUAGAUCCCAACUCGCUCCACUCGCUGCUUCGACUCGCCCCAGACUUCGCUUCUACUCGACCGAGUCUCCAUCGCACAACCAAGAGGAUGAUGUUAGUAAUGAAGAGCUGAAAAUGCAAAUUGACAAGUAUUUUCGAGGGGAUGAGGAGGCCAUACCAUCAAUCUUUGAAGCAAUUUUGAAGAGGAAGUUGACGGGGAAGCAUGAAGAGGAUGAUAAAAAGCUCAUGGAAGAAAUUCCCGGAAAGAGGCAGGAGGAGCCACUGAGUGACAUAGACGACGAACAAGAGACUAAAUCUGAUUUUGAUGAAGGCUCUGACAGUGAUGGGUGAUGAAAGCCAAAUCCACGCUAUUUGGCCAAAACAACAAAGGCAGACAUUUACGCUAUAUAAGGAUUUGAGUAAAUUGGAGGAGUCUUUCUUUUCUGAGAAGAAAUGAAGAGCUCACAGUCACAGGCCUUGUAACAAACAAGCUCUCUAGUUUCAAAUAGGAGCAGUUAAAUUUCUAUCUUGUGUUUGUUCAUGUGUUUGUGGAUGUGGAUGUUUCCUUCAUGUGGUGUGGGUGGGUGGGUGGAAGAAGUUCAAGGGCUUUACUAAUGCAGAAUACUAAACCCAUUGACGUUAAGCUUAACAUUUUGUUGUGUGUGAUGUGCAUUCAGAAAAGCAGACUUGAAUGCUUCCCAUCAUCUGUUCUUGAUUUACUGUGAGGACUGAAAAGGGUCAAUUAUUAGCGUGCUCCUCCUCUUUGCUUA
Molecule: messenger RNA, 885 nt
Organism: Prunus avium (sweet cherry)
Lineage: Eukaryota; Viridiplantae; Streptophyta; Magnoliopsida; Rosales; Rosaceae
Product: coiled-coil protein
Source: RefSeq, a predicted model, not a curated record